AAACAAGAAAUACUAAAUACAAUGUAUUAUUAUUGGCAAAUUGUCAAGAAUAUAUAAUAAACAAAGCAUAAAUACGAUUGCUCGCUGGAGAUGAUGGCAUAAUUGAUAUAUACAUAUGUAUAUAAUGUACGAUAUACAAUACAUAUACAUAUACAUAUAUAUAUAUUUUUUGCACAUAGAUAUUUACCUAGACCAUAAAAAUAACGAGAUUCCAUUUUCCAAUUUGGAACUUAAAAUUGCCCACAAAUUAAAAGAAUGGCUGAAACGUUGCAAAAUACCUUUAAAUUAUAUUCCAUAAUACCAGAGAAAAUUGUAAAGUUCAGCUGUAAUGGUUAUAGUGUCUAAGUCGUAUUACCUAGAUCUAAGAUGCAUUAUAUAUAUAACAAGUUUAGUUGGCAUUGUAGCGAACCAGGCAACGAGCUCUGAAAAAAUUAUGUCCUUAUUUCAUUGGCAGUAUAUGAAAACGUGAUCGUCACCUGAAUAUAUUAUUUUUUAACAGAAGUUCCAUUUUAUAAUCAUUAAUAAUUUCUGAAAACUUACAUAUAUUCCUUCUUAUUAAUAAGAGUAAUAAGUUGUGUUUUUAAAAAUGCAUGUAAAAUCAGCACAAGGACAAAGUACAGUUUCGCCUUUAAGGACAAGCUACAAUGCCACAAGGAAUUCCAGAGAAUAGCCCACAACAAUAAUGAAAAGAAAUAGUAAUUAGAUCACAUAUUUUAGAUGUACGUCAAAAAGUUAAAUGUAAGAAUUGAAAGAAAACACACAAAAAACAUAAAUAAAUGCAAUUGGAAAAACAAUACCGUUAGUUUCAAAUGAGUGGGAUUAUAAUUGUUACGGUUGCAUUUAGAAGCGAGUUGGCAGCACCACAACGACCUAAUGCGACCCUGGACGACAAAUGUCAGUGGGGAACAAAAAAAAAGGAAAACAAGGAGAGAAAUAAGCUCAAAGAAAAGCAAAUGGGAACAAACGCGAAGAAAACGAAACCCACAGCGAUUUAUAUGUCAGCUGACCAGGGACAGGGCCCUGUCAAACAUCUACGAUUCCGAACCGAUUCAGAUUUGACCUAUUCCGAAAAUAGAGACGCGUGUAAAAAUUGAAAAUUAGAAACGCGAUCAAAAAUAAGAAAAGCACAACUCCAAAUAAAAGUUGCUUCUUCUCGUUGAAUCUUUGAAAUCUUCACAUCUUCAGCCAUGGAACGAACCUCUGUGCCGCGUGGUAAACGUCCCAGGGUACAGGUAUCCGUCGACGAUAAAGAGCGUGCGAUUGCCCGCAUCCGGAAGGGGGAAACCAAGGCGGGGAUCUCAAGGGAACUGGGCGUGCCGGAGUCCACAGUGCGGGGUUGGGUGAAGCGGGCUGAUCAACGCUUGGCACGCGAGGCCUGCGAAGCCAACGAGUCCGAAUCUCCUCCAUCACUGGCAAUGCAGUCGUUAAAGCUGCCCGUUAAACGGGAUCACAGUGGACAACAGAUGUUACCUCCGAUGACUCCGAAUCCUACGAUGAUUCCAGCAACUCCCACAAUUCCCACGAUUCCCACAACAUCCGUUGCUGUUCCCAUGCCGAUGCAGCUCUUCCAGCAGGCGGCUGACAGUCAACUCCAGUUGAACGGCUGGCUUCACAUCUUCAAUGCCGGCAUCCUGAACUUUACCCUGAUUGCCACUGCCGCAUUCCUCAGAGCACGCAUGCGUGGCACAACGGAUCGCCAGUCGUUGUGGCAAAUAAUCUGCGAAUAUGUGGACGAGGCUGGACGCAAUGUGGCUGCCAAUGGGGGGCAGUAUGUGGUGCCAGCGACGGCGAUCAACCGGAAGCUAAUUAACUCACCUGCUCCGAUGCGCAACAAUGGAUUUGUGGCGCCACGAUUGCACAUCACCGCCGAGGAUGACGAGGAUGAGGAGGUCACGACGUAGCCGGAGCCAUGAAAACCAAUCGAUUCAAUUCAUUUAUGUGUAUAUGCAAAUAAAACGCCUGUCAAUGGGAUUAUGUUGUUGUUUAAGGCAAA
Messenger RNA from Drosophila innubila, 1993 nucleotides. Its product is annotated as protein distal antenna-related. Gene Ontology annotation, molecular function: DNA binding. The transcript has 2 exons. NCBI's taxonomy places the organism in Eukaryota, Metazoa, Arthropoda, Insecta, Diptera, Drosophilidae. The coding region runs from base 1188 to 1901 and encodes 237 amino acids. The record is from RefSeq and is a predicted model, not a curated record.